Messenger RNA from Rotaria socialis, 1200 nucleotides. The record is from the annotation of a GenBank genome assembly. Lineage: Eukaryota; Metazoa; Rotifera; Eurotatoria; Philodinida; Philodinidae.
AUGAUUGUUUACAUCGUUCUAUUAACGAUUUUCAUUAUAUAUAUUGCAUUAUCAUUUAUUUUACUUCGUAAGCCAACUUAUCUUCAUAAACGACGUCGACCUGUAUUUAUCGCUCGAAAUAUAGCUCAUAGAGGAGGUGCUGCUGAAUCUAUUGAAAAUUCUCUACAUGCAUUUGAUACAGGGCUGAAAAAUGGGGUGGAAAUGCUUGAGUUAGAUUGCCAUUUAACCAAAGAUAAUCAAGUUGUUGUUCAUCAUGAUUUUUCCAUAGAGAGAACUACAGGUGACGAUCGGUUUAUUCGAGAUAUUGACUACGAUGAUCUACCAAGUAUUAAUAAUAAUAUAGAACUUUAUUAUGAUUCAAGCACAAUUAUUUCCUGUGAUAAGAAUCCGGAGAGUGAAGCAUUGUUGCGUAUACCAUUAUUAAAAGAUGUUUUUGCACGUUAUCCAACAAUACCAAUUAAUAUCGAUGUUAAAGCAAAUAACGAUGAACUUAUUCAACAGAUUUCAAGACUAACUCAAGAAUAUCAACGAGAAAGUUUAACGUAUUGGGGUAGUUUCAACCAUGGUACUUGCCGAAAGUUGACUGCUGAAAAUCCACAUAUUGUUCGUUUUUGUUCAUUGAAAGAAGUAGCAGGUAUUGUUAUUGCUUAUUGGCUUGGUUUAUUACCAUUUAUAUCGAUAAAAGCUGGUGCCUUUGAAAUACCUAAUCCCGGCGAAGUUUUUCAGAAGGCAACAAAGAAUUUAAACUGGAAAUUUAAAAUAUUACUUCGUAUUGUUCAAGGUGCAUUGAAUAAUAAAACAAUGUUUGUACAUUUACAACGACGUGGCAUUCCUGUAUACGUUUGGAUAUUAAAUAAUGAACAAGAGUAUCAACAUGCUUUUGAACAAAUGUCUGUUACCGGUGUAAUGACUGAUUAUCCAAGAGAACAAGAAGAGAAACUCAAAGCAUUAUUUAAAAGUGCUGCUGAGAAAGUUCAAAAUGGUAAUGCAACAAUAAAACAAUUAUUCAGAAAAUUACGUGAAGGUCUUCUUCUAGCUGAACAAGGACGUCAGGGAUUUCUUGGUGAAUUUGAUCAAAUUCUUCAACCGAACCAACGUGCUCGUUUUCUCCUUCAUCUUGUUCAACUUGCUAAAGAAUCAGGCAAACCGGUAGAGCAAUUAAUCGACAGUUUUCUUACACAAGAUGGUGCAAUCAACUAG